UUUACAAAAUCAAUGCACCAGUUACCGACUUGUUCUCUAAUGGUAUAUUCGUUUCCAUACGUCACAUGUCUACUCUACACUAAUCUACUCGAGCGACCCCUAUUCCGCCCUGACUUUCAACACACCCAGACUCUGCCUAUCCCUAGCACUGCCAAAAGACACCCAAACCAACAGCCAUUGGCGCCUGUGCAUGUACACUUUUAUACAAACCAUCCCCAUUUUCAAUUCCAGAGCCGCCCAGAAGACACACCGUACGCGCCGCCCACCAGGAUCCGCCUUGCCCAACAUCCAACACCUGCCCACCAGCCGUAGCGCCAUAACCAAGAAAAGAAAAGGGGAGAAAAGGAUGAAUGUCCGCCACCCAAAAAGCCGGUCAAAAAGAGGAAAGGGACAGAAAAAAGCAAGCAAACAGACCCGCCACAACCCUUUUAGCCGUUAUUUCUCUUUUCCCUAUUUUCUAGAAAAAGGCAGGCUCCUGCUCAUAACCUCUCUGCUGGCUUUUCUGACAAUCUUUCCGAUUCGCCGGACGUUGGUGGUCUCUGGUUCUAGCGUGGUGGGUGUUAUGGGUGUAUUGGGUGUAUUUGGAGUCGUGGGGGUUGUCGAGGGUUCGCUGCCGCCGCCGCCGCCGCCGCCGCCGCCGCUGCCACCAUUAAAAACACCCAAUGCAUUAAACGAGGUCAGCGAGACUAGCGGCACCAGAGGCAGCGGGGGCGGCUUGCUGCGGCCGAGGCCAGGCGUCUUCCAUACUCCACCCCCCUCAUCUUUGGACAUGCUGAACCGCCGUUUGAAGAUGGGUAUACGCGAGGGGGACGGUUUUUGAGACGGCGAGGAUGCUCGUAGCAGGCCAUCCGCGCCAAAUUCAGCCUCCGCAGACGUCUCUUCGUUCUCUUCUUCCCGUGCUUCUCGUCUAAUAACUGCCUGGCCCGACGACCCCGAGCGCAAUACGGGCCGUAUGACUAACGGCUGCAGCAGUCUCGCGGCAGCAGAAGAGGCGGGUGCUCCAACAGUCAGCUUGUAGUAAGGCGGAGCCGGGUGCUCGCGCGUAAUUUUGGUCACGGUCACAUUUGGGCUCAGCGCGCAGCCG
Messenger RNA from Lasiosphaeria miniovina, 1084 nucleotides. RefSeq lists its product as uncharacterized. Lineage: Eukaryota; Fungi; Ascomycota; Sordariomycetes; Sordariales; Lasiosphaeriaceae. The record is from RefSeq and is a predicted model, not a curated record. The transcript has a single exon. Bases 191 to 820 code for a protein of 209 amino acids.